Pararge aegeria (speckled wood butterfly) is the source of this 2632-nucleotide messenger RNA. Its product is annotated as nucleolin-like. NCBI's taxonomy places the organism in Eukaryota, Metazoa, Arthropoda, Insecta, Lepidoptera, Nymphalidae. The transcript is spliced from 3 exons. Bases 118 to 516 code for a protein of 132 amino acids. The record is from RefSeq and is a predicted model, not a curated record.
GUCUCCUUCAUUAAGUCGUCGGUAUUUGUGGAGUGAACAUUGUUGUACGUUGUGUGGAGCACGUGCCGGAUAUAAUUUUUAUUCCAAUUUUAAGUAAUUUCAGUACCAAAUUUAGCAAUGGCAGACGCAGCCGUCGACAAGAAAGAUGCCGCAACUGAGGAAGUAACCUCUACAGAGGUGACAAAAGAGUCUCCAGUAAAGAAAUCACCCGCCAAGAAGGCAGUCGAGCCUGCAGUGGAGCCUGCAGAGAGCAAUGGUAAAGGAGAGAAUGGCAGUGGAGAUGCACCAGAAGAAGACAAAGAAGAUGAGGACGCGCCUGCUGAGAAUGGAGAAGCUGAAGAUGACAGCAAUGAUGCUGUUGAGAAUGGAGAUGCAACAGAAAAGAAAGAAGCUGGAGUGAAGAGGAAAUCAGUCCCAUCAGAGAAAAAUGGUGAUGCACCAGAAAAGACAGCACCUGAGAAGAAGGCGAAAGUAGCAGAUGAGGCUCCACCUGCGGAAGAGGAGGCCGCCGCCUAAGACCCCUCAGCGCCCUUCGGUCUACUGCACCGCACGUCGUACAUUAGGGCUCAACUCCCGCUCAUAUAUCCUCUAUAAAUACAUUCAGGCUGAGUUUAUAAGGCAAAAAACCUGCACAUUUAGGACAGUAUUCUGUCUCUGGGUGUCAUCUACAAAGCUGUGAGCUCCUUUUCGACGGCCGUGCAUCAUACGUCACCAAUCGUAAAUAACGGCAAACGGUUUAUAGAGAUCUUUGAGUUUUUAAGCAACCAAAUGUGAAAAUGAAGCGUAUUUCCGUUAUUUUGUAAACACCGCUCAACGUCAUGGUUUGACAAUUCAAUACAAAUUUGGCGUACGACGCAACUUGCACAUUUGUUCAUUUAAAAACUUCACGGUUUACUCAUAAUACCAUAGCGUUGUCGGAACGCGUCAUUACAAUUUUAAAUAACUCUACUAGAGAAAUUAACAUUCAUUACGAUUGCUGCGUACGGGGUGCUGACAAAUGUACGUUCAGCAACAUUAAAAUAAUUGGGAUGUCCUAGUUAGUCGACGUAGACGUCUUUUUACUCUUUCGCAACUCAUUAACUUGCUCUAGAGGUAAAAAUUGUAUUGCGAAAAAUAACUAUAAUGUGAACAUAGCAUAGCCUUACACAAUGCCAAAACUAUAGUUUUUAUACACUGUUAACAUAUUUGUAUUCUAAUAAUAUAUUUACAGAGUUGGGCCCUCUUGUGACCACACCAUGUUUAGGUUAAUGAAUACGAAUGUGUAUUUUUACCUUACCUGUGAAGAAAGUACCUGUAAAGUGUAAAUUUUUAUGUCCGUCUGUGAUGUGCGCUGCGGUGGACCGACCCUGCGUCGUGACAUCCUUGUGCUGUUUGCGUAUCGGUAUUUCACCAGACCAUUAGAGCCUCUGCACACGACGUCUUUUUAACGCGCGUUUGGGCAUCCAAGACUAGUUGAAACUAUGCAGCCGCAGCCGCAGCUUGUAUAAACUAUACCAUCUUUAACGUGUUCAUGUGUUUAACGGGCAUUGAGUUCAUACCUGCGCGCUACAUGCAUUUUAUGACGUCAAUUUUGUACCUCAUGUAAAUUUUUACGUCACAAAGUACAUGAAUGUUUUACAAUUUAAAUGUUAUUGUGAAACAGCCGAGAUUCUAAUUCUGUAUGACACUAAGAUCUAAAACCCACAAAAUACAGAUUAGUGACUGAUUUAACUCGACAAUGCUUGCGCGCGCAUUUGCAUCGCGUCUCACGCGUUUUAAUCGAUAAAAAUGCCAGCCUGCUUAUUGGCGUCGAUGAUCGUGCGUUAAAAAGUCAUCUAUAUUGGCCCUUUGGAUAGAAUUGAUGGAAGUUGGAAAAAAACUCGCAUUGGUCGAGCAAUCUAUUCCGCCAGUAGGUACUGCCAAAGUAAUUCACAAUAUGUGAAAUCAAUUCACAAUCCGUUCUGUGAACGAUGCGAUUUAUAUAAACAGCUUCCGAAAAUACAAGAAUUUAAGAUAAAUAUAAGAUUUAAUAAUUAAUGUGUUAGAUAAUAAAUUCAGUUGUAAAUUUAAGUUAGCAGUUAAAUGUCGCACAUUUAUUUUACAUAGGCAUUAUUACUUAACCACAACAUUCCUUUGACUUGGGUUUUGGAUAUCACUGUGGACUAUUGCUGAGUAAAGAUUUAACACUUAUUUCUAAUGAAAAAAAUGUUUAGAAGCGAGUUCACAGUGUACCAGUUAUUAUAAGAUAUAAAAAUUAUAAAGUUCAAAGUUGACAAAUAAGGUGAUAGUUCAUAUUGACAUAUUUUGCGUGUGCUUUAUUUUGAUUCUAUGGGUCAACAUUUUUUUAUUCCUGAUUUAUUUCUUAAUUUAUUUGCUUUUCUCAUUAUUAAUGUGAUGAUAGAUUACAAACUCGAAUAAGUUAUCUAUGUGGAUAUGAAUCCUCAUUUUUAUUCACUGUUCCAAGUUAAGGAAUAAUUUAUAUAAGAUUUUGACUAACUUUUUUCAGAUAACUAUUUGACAAUUAUAAUUGUUCAGAUUUUCAAUGUAAUUCGGAAUUACGUCUAGUAUAAGACUGUAGAAUGUACAGUUAACACGACUUAUUGUGGAGUCAGUGUUUGUAAAAGGUUUCUGGCAAUAAAUAGUCGAAUCGUAA